This is a messenger RNA of Phragmites australis (common reed), 4759 nucleotides long. Its product is annotated as DNA ligase 6. The record is from RefSeq and is a predicted model, not a curated record. NCBI's taxonomy places the organism in Eukaryota, Viridiplantae, Streptophyta, Magnoliopsida, Poales, Poaceae. Bases 191 to 4486 code for a protein of 1431 amino acids. Gene Ontology annotation, biological process: DNA recombination; lagging strand elongation; DNA repair. Gene Ontology annotation, molecular function: DNA binding; ATP binding; DNA ligase (ATP) activity. The transcript has 20 exons.
GCCGGGCUGGUUGGGCUUACCGGGCAGGCUGGUCAUGAGUAGGGCCUGAUUCCAGUUGCUUCACCGUCCUCCUCCCCUCCUUGGCUCCUCCUCCCUUCGACCUUCCUUUCCCCUCGCGCUCCACCACCGCAACCAUGCCCUUCCCCGCCACCGCCGCCGCGUCCAAACCCUAAGCCCCCCGCCGCGACCAAUGGCGUCACUCCUCUCUUCCUCCGACGCCUCCAAAUCGCUCUCCGUCAACACCUCCGCGCUCUUCCUCUCCUCCCUCGCCUCGCUUCCGUCCCCUCACAUCCACACCCACCCCCUCUCCGCCUCCGCGCCGCUCCCGCCCGUCCCCUCCUCCGUGCCCGCCACCGCGCUCAUCCCGGGUUCCCGCUUCCUCGUCGACGCCUUCCGCCACGCUGGCGACUUCUCCGUCGCCUACUUCCUCUCCCACUUCCACUCCGACCACUACGCCGGCCUCGGCCCAUCCUGGCGCCGCGGCCUCAUCUUCUGCUCCGCGCCCACCGCGCGCCUCGUCGCCUCCGUGCUCUCCUUACCGCCGCAGCUCGUCGUCGCCCUCGAGGUCGGGGUCCGUGUCACCGUCGAUGGGUGGGGCGUCACGACUGUCGACGCCAACCACUGCCCCGGAGCCGUCCAGUUCCUGUUCACCUCCCCUGGACCGAACGCUGGGAAGUAUGUCCACACCGGCGACUUCCGAUACAUGGAGUCUAUGACGCGCGAUCCUAAUCUGCUGGAGUUUGUCCAUUCUGACGCGGUGUUUCUGGACACCACGUACUGCAACCCCAAAUUUACAUUUCCUCCCCAAGAUAAGUCUGUGGAUUAUGUUGUGAAUGCGAUCAAGCGAGUGAAGGAGGAGAGCGGAGCGGCUGGAGAGCGUGUGCUGUGUCUGAUCGCGACCUAUGUUGUGGGCAAAGAGAGGAUUUUGCUGGAAGUUGCACAGCGCUGUGGGUGCUUGAUCCAUGUAGAUAGUAGGAAAAUGGAGAUUUUGACAGUGUUGGGGUUUGGUGGGGAUAAGGGAGUUUUUACCGAGGAUGCUGCAGCGACAGAUGUUCAUGUCAUUGGGUGGAAUGUCUUAGGGGAGACUUGGCCCUAUUUUCGUCCGAAUUUUGUGAAGAUGAAGGAGAUCAUGUCGGGGAGAGGGUACAAGAAAGCUGUCGGGUUUGUACCGACCGGGUGGAUGUAUGAGGCCAAGAAGGAAGGAUUUGCUGUUAGGGUGAAAGAUUUACUCGAAAUCCAUCUUGUUCCUUAUAGUGAGCACUCAAGCUAUGACGAGUUGCGGGAAUACGUUAAGUUCUUACACCCAAAACGGGUGAUCCCAACUAUGGGAGUGAACAGUGGGAAGCUCGAUAGUAAGGAAGUGAUUGCUCUACAGAAGCAUUUUGCUGGGUUGGUGGAUGAGACAGCAAACAAACAUGAUUUCUUGAUGGCAUCCCAUCGUAGGUCAACAGAUGCUACUCAUGGCUGUGAAGAUGUGGUUGCUAAAUGCUUGAGCAAGCAUGAAGGGGAGGAUGUUGCUUUGUUACCAGCAAUCAGUUCUGCUUCUGAACAGUCAGAUCGUUUGAGGGAGAAUAUUACAGAGGAAAUGAAGAAAGAACUAUCAGAUUUCCUACCCUCAUGGGUCAGCAAGGAACAGAUCAUGGACCUUCUGAUGAGCUCUGGUGGUGAUGUUGUUAAAGCAGCAUCUGAUUUUUUUGAGAGGGAAAGAGAUUUCUUUGAAGAAGCAAACAUAUCUUGUAGUGAAACGCCCAAGUCAGAGAAAAACCGUACUUCUGAUAAUGGGUGUUCCGCUGAUGCAAUUAGUCAGCAAGAAGGUCCUUCAUUUUCACAGAAGCCCAUGGAACACUCUACAAAACUAGUAAAUUUGACUCCUAUGAGAAUGAGCUCGAAUAUUUCCAAAAAGGAAAGGAAGAGGGGUUCGAGCAAUGCAAACAAGCCAAAAAAGAAAGGACGAUUAACUUCCUCAACAAGAUCUGGUGGGCGUAAGCAGUCCACAAUCACAAACUAUUUUGUUAGAGCUACAACAGCUGCUGCUGAAAGUGAUACAGCUGAUAAAGCACCUGUGGUGGCACAUCAAAACAAUGGGGAAAAUGACGAUCAGAUAACUGAUAUCUCAAAAACACACGAUCAGAGUGUAGACCAGCUUCUUCAGAUUGUAAAUGGUGUCAUGUCCAGAGAAUAUGCAGUUUCUUUGCUUGAGAAGUCAAAAGGAGAUGUGGCUGUAGCAGUUGAUAUAUUUUACAGCAAAAGUGAAAACAGCGAUGUAAUUGACAUUGAAAAGAAUAAUGUGCUGCAGAAUACACAAAAUGAAAUGAUAGAUAGAUGUAGUAACACAGACAUGGCUCGCAACUCUUCUCAGGCUCCUCCAAAGAUGCCAAACAUAUAUGUACAAACUUCUUUAGCACAAGCAGAUUCUGUCAAUAUAUCAUUGCCAGUCGAAAAGUAUCUACCUGUCGAGCAUGCUUGCUGGACAGCAGGGCAGCCUGCACCGUACCUGCAUUUGGCUCGCACUUUUGAUCUGGUCGAAAGAGAAAAAGGAAAGAUCAAAACUACUGCAAUACUUUGCAACAUGUUCAGGAGUUUGCUUGCCUUAUCACCUGAUGAUGUGCUGCCUGCUGUUUAUCUGUGCACUAAUAAAAUUUCUCCUGACCAUGAAAAUAUGGAACUAAACAUUGGUGGGAGCCUAGUUGUAACUGCUCUGGAGGAAUCAUCAGGAACCAGCAGAUCUAAAAUACAUGAGAUGUACAAAACUUAUGGUGAUCUUGGUACUGUUGCUCAAGAAUGCCGUCAAAAUCAAACAUUACUUGCUCCUCCCUGUCCACUCUCGAUUCGCGAUGUAUAUUCCACACUUCGAAAGCUAAGUUUAAUAUCAGGUAGUGGGAGUGCUGGAAGGAGAAAAAUUCUUGUCUUGCAUCUUAUUCGUUCUUGCAGAGAAAUGGAAAUGAAAUUCCUUGUCAGAACACUGGUCCGUAACUUGCGUAUUGGGGCCAUGAUGAAGAAGAUUUUACCGGCGCUUGCACAUGCUGUUGUUUUUGAUAGAAAAUGUGCAAUAGGUCCUGUGGUAUCCUUGGAAGGCAUAAAACCACAACUACAGAAUUUGUUACCUCCAGAACCAACAUGGUGUCUCCACUCUCCAUCUUACCAUUUUUUUACACAUAUUGUUCUGAACCAAAAUGGUAUCUUCCGUUUUGGGCAGAGUCUUUCAACUGAAGUUGAUGAGGCAUACAAUGUCAUCCCUAAUCUGGACUUGCUCAUUCCUUCUCUUCUGAGAGAAGGUCCUGCAUUUUCAGCUUCAUCCUUGGUGAUGGUCCCAGGCACACCUAUCCCCCCUAUGCUUGCAAGAAUCACUAAUGGGCUGACUCAAUCACUGAAAUUGUUUCAUGGGAGAGCAUUUACUUGUGAGUACAAGUAUGAUGGUCAACGUGCCCAGAUUCACAGAUCAAUUGAUGGAUCUGUGCGAAUAUUUUCAAGGCAAAUGAAAGAAUCUACUGCCAGAUUUCCCGAUCUAGUGAACAUGAUUAAAGAGCUGUGCAGCCCUGAAGUGUCCAGCUUUAUACUGGAUGCUGAGGUUGUGGGAAUCAACAGGAAGAAUGGAAACAAGCUUAUGUCAUUCCAAGAGCUAUCUUCAAGAGAAAGAGGGAACAAGCACUCCUCGAUUGCAAUUGAGAACAUAAAGGUUGACAUUUGCGUGUUUGUUUUUGACAUCAUGUUCUGCAAUGGGCAGAGGCUACUGGAUUUGUCUCUUCGGCAAAGAAGAAAGUACAUCCAUGACUUGUUCCAGGAGAAACGAGGAUAUUUUGAGUUAGCUCAGCAGCUAACUAUAGAAGCCAAUGAAGCUUCUGCAGAUAAUUCUAGCACUUUGGAUAGAAUGAACACCUUUUUCAAAAAGGCAUGCCAGUCUUCUUGUGAGGGUAUAAUGUUGAAGACUUUGGAUGUUGAUGCUGGAUACUCUGCUUCCAAGCGCUGCGAUUCAUGGUUAAAGGUCAAGCGUGACUAUGUGGAAGACUUCGGUGAUAGCCUUGACUUAGUUCCAAUCGGUGCAUGGUAUGGAAAUGGUCGGAAAGCUGGAUGGUACAGCCCUUUUCUUAUGGCAUGCUACAACCCUGAAUCUGAAGAGUUCCAAAGUGUCUGCCGUGUUAUGUCUGGUUUCACAGAUGAGUUCUAUAAAGAGAUGAAGGCGUUUUAUUCCGGCGAAAGGAUACUGCCCAAGAAACCUGUUUACUACAAUACAGAUGAGCAACCAGAGCUGUGGUUCACCGCCGAACAAGUUUGGGAGAUCCGAGGUGCAGACCUGACAUUAUCCCCUGUUCACCAUGCGGCUAUUGGCCUUGUCCAUCCAUCACGUGGCAUCUCGGUGAGGAUGCCGAGGUACAUGCGCCCAGUUCCAGAUCGGGACCCAGAGGACUGCAGCUCGGCCGCUGAUAUUGCUAGUAUGUUCAAAGCUCAGACCCGGAAGAUGGAGGUCAGCAGCGAGGGCCAGGAGUAGGAAUGCAAGCGGAUCGACCACCGUCUCAUCCUAGCUUUUCUGUAUAUAAAAUGACCUCGGAACUGAACCACACCAGUCAGAUGAGUAGAACAGAGGCCACCAUUUUGUGCGUGCACAGAAACAGAACAGUAGGAAGCAAGCGGCCUCUUUUUUUUCAUCGUUUGUAUCGUCAUCGUUUGUAAAUACUAGGUAGCAGCUUAUCACAACAGCGAUCACCAGUCUCGUGAAGAUUCACGUAUUCCAAUUUAUUUUAAAUCUGUCUGUUUUUGUGUA